CUCCGGGGGGGAGGGUCGCCAAGCCCGCGAAGGAGGAGCUCUGGGCGCGGAACCGAGGGCAGCGAGCGAGCGAGGAGCAGUUGACGCCUCAGGUCGCAGGAUGCCUGAAGGCCCGGAGCUGUUCCUAACCGGCCAGUACAUUAACGCGGAGUGCGGGGGGCUCGUUUUCUCGGGGAAGGUGGAGAAGUCGGAGGUGAGCAAGAAUCCAGAAGUGCCCUUUGAGAGCGACGGCUACCAGAUCUCGGCUGCGUCGCGGGGCAAAGAGCUGAAGCUCACUUUGGCGCCCGUCCAGCGGGAGCCUCCUCCUCCUCCUCCUCCUCCAGGGCAGCUCUGCCCAGCCCCGGGCCAGAAGGCAGCGCCAGCAGUGCCCACGGAUCUCGUCUUCCGCUUCGGCAUGUCCGGCUGCUUCAAGCUGUUCCCGGCGGCCGAGGUGCCGAAGCACGCCCACUUGCGCUUCUACACCCGGGAGCGGCCGCCCCGAGCCCUCUGCUACGUGGACGUCCGGCGCUUUGGCAGGUGGGAGGUGGGCGGCGGCUGGCAGGCGGACCGAGGGCCCUGCGUGAUGCUGGAGUACGAGAGGUUCAGGGAGAACGUGUUGAGGAAUCUCUCCGAUAAAGCUUUUGACAAGCCCAUCUGUGAGGCCCUGCUAAAUCAGAGGUUUUUCAAUGGUAUCGGCAACUACCUCCGGGCGGAAAUCCUCUACCGGUUAAAAAUCCCUCCCUUUGAGAAGGCGCGGACAGUUCUUGAGGACCUGCAGCAUCGGGAACAGACCUCUGGCAGGACACUGAGCCAAAAGGUGAAGCUGAAACGGGAGAAUCCCGACUUGCUGGAACUUUGCCACAUGGUACCCAUGGAGGUCAUCAGGCUCGGUGGCAAAGGCUACGACCCAGCGAACGCCACGGAGUCCACCGCCUUUUCAGCAUGGCUUCAGUGCUACUACGUCCGGGGCAUGAAGUCCCUGAGCGACGCCAACGGCAGGACCAUCUGGUUCCAGGGCGAUCCCGGUCCGAUGGCCCCGAAAGAGGGAAAGUCACGCAAGAAACGGUUGCAGGUGAAGUCCGAUCCUGAUACGCUGAGCCCAAAGGUCACAAAGCCCGGCGUCAGGAGGACUUCCAGGGUCAACGCUCCUCGGGAAGGCGCCACGGGAACGAGGAAGCUUGAAAGGAAGAAGAGGGGCAAAACCGUCCAAGAACCGGAGGACCCUGCUGGGCUCGGUGGCACCAGGAGGCUGAGCACCAGGGCCAGAAGGAGCUCUGGGCCCCAGGAGUCUCCGCUGGCCGAUUCCCCGGCUGGGUCUCGGAAGAGGCGACAGUCCGCUCGGAUAAACAGGGCCCAAGCUGCUGCUACCCCAAGGUCCAGGCGGGUGAAAGCUCAAUAACCGUCCUGGUGCAGAAUUAUGGUCUGGCCUGUGUGCUGCUGGCACAGAAGUGGGUAAAUGCCGUCGCUUUAAUGUAGCUUGCUUAUGUGGGUUUCUGGAUCCCUACCCUGCAAUGAGAAAAAGUUUGCUGCUGCAAGGACCCGCGAGGGAGAGUCUGUCUUUUGCUCGGUCACCUCUGGGGGUUUUAAAUCCUGUUCAGGAACACAGAACAGCAAGAGCUACUUCGGGAAAAAUUUUAUACAGAAUAUUUUCUGAAAUUCUGCCGUCUCGAUGUUGUUCAGGACAGCAAAGCGGCGUUGUGUGAGAGAAGGGUGAGCAGGAGCCCUUCCUGACAUGAUGAGCCUUAGAAGCUUGCAUUCCACAGAAUUGCGUGCCACAGAACGGCGAAAUGGAGCGACCGUGCAGCUCCCUAACGGUCCGGCUUUGUAGAAUUGCACCGUUGUGAAAGAUGUAAGAGGAAAGCGUAAGCUUGGCCACGUCAUCGACUCCUCCAAAGACUUGGGAUCUAUCAAGCUGGGCAGGGCCCCGUUCCCCAGAAGCAUCGGCUGUGGUCCUCCCUUCUGAAGAGCUCUUGGGUGGGUGUGCAAACUAGAUGUGAAGUUAAAAGGUGUCUUCUUUGCAUUCAAGACCUUUUAGCAUGCAAACAGCAUCGUGAGGUGGGGGAGGGGCUGAUCAUGAUAGGGCCCCGAGCAGGCGCGACUCCUCCUUCCCUGGCUGGACUCCGGAGGGAAAUCCCAGCUUCAAAUCCCCCCUCCCCCCCACCCACUCCCCACAUCUGCUCCUGACACCCUGGGGAAAUUUCCUCCGGACGCGAAUGCUAGCUUCAGAUGAGUGAUUUCCCUCAGGACUGCAGCAGGAGAGGAAACCCUCUCCUCCGUGCCUGCUGUGAUCCCUAGAAUUAGAAACCACCCACCCCCCUACACACACACACACAAAUCCUGCCAAUUGCAGUUUUAAUGGUUACUCAAUCAAAUGUUUUGUAUCUUUGGUGAUGGCAUCUUCUCUUAGAUGUACAUUUUUAAAAUGCUUUUUUUUAGAACCUGCUUUUUGAUGCUAAUAAAAGUGUUUACUUUCUUCAAAGAA
Messenger RNA from Elgaria multicarinata webbii, 2461 nucleotides. It is a transcript of the gene NEIL1, whose product is annotated as nei like DNA glycosylase 1. Gene Ontology annotation, cellular component: nucleus. Gene Ontology annotation, biological process: base-excision repair. Bases 101 to 1378 code for a protein of 425 amino acids. The record is from RefSeq and is a predicted model, not a curated record. Lineage: Eukaryota; Metazoa; Chordata; Lepidosauria; Squamata; Anguidae. The transcript has 10 exons. Gene Ontology annotation, molecular function: damaged DNA binding; zinc ion binding; DNA-(apurinic or apyrimidinic site) endonuclease activity.